Fragaria vesca subsp. vesca is the source of this 736-nucleotide messenger RNA. RefSeq names its product thioredoxin-like protein CXXS1-like. The transcript is spliced from 3 exons. The coding region runs from base 110 to 496 and encodes 128 amino acids. The record is from RefSeq and is a predicted model, not a curated record. NCBI's taxonomy places the organism in Eukaryota, Viridiplantae, Streptophyta, Magnoliopsida, Rosales, Rosaceae. Gene Ontology annotation, molecular function: protein-disulfide reductase activity.
UUUCUUCAUAUCUAUCCAAACUAGUAUUCUGGGAAACUUGGAGUCUCUCACAAUAGAAAUAUAUAAGAGAAAGAAGCUCAAGAUUUUACAAGCAGCGGAGAAGAAAAAGAUGGAAGGUCGAGUAGAUGUUGAGCAGGUGUACAAGUCUAUGGUUGUUAAGGUUGAUUCUUUGGCGACUUGGGACUUGUCUGUAACUCAAGCCACAACCCAUGGCAGCCCUAUUGUUGUGCACUUCACUGCUUCAUGGUGUAUGCCUUCUGUGGCUAUGAACCCACUCUUUGAAGAAUUGGCCUCAAGCUAUCCAGAUGUUUUGUUUCUCGCUGUUGAUGUGGAUGAAGUUAAGGAGGUGGCGACUCGGCUUGACAUAAAGGCUAUGCCAACUUUUUUGGUGAUGAAGGAAGGUAAACAGAUUGACAAAGUUGUUGGUGCCAAUCCUGAAGAGAUAAGGAAAAGGAUCGAUGGACAUGUUCAGUCCAUACGUAUGUGUGUUGCAUAGGACUACAGUGGGAUAUUAUUCAUCUUCAAUUUGUGUGAAAUAAGUGGUUGUCAUGGUUUGUGCACAGAUGAUAGGGAUGGUUGAUAAGUUUUCCUUUGGUUGCUGUCAUUUUGGUGCUUUGUACUUCUUUUUAGUGAUCAUUCUCUUGAAUAGUUAUAGUUCAUCUCAAGCUUUUGUAAUUGGUUCUUGUAAAUUCAGUAAGAUGUUAAGAGUUGGGUGAUUUGAUUUUCAAUGUGUGCU